Molecule: messenger RNA, 327 nt
Organism: Haemonchus placei
Lineage: Eukaryota; Metazoa; Nematoda; Chromadorea; Rhabditida; Trichostrongylidae
Source: the annotation of a GenBank genome assembly
AUGCCUAAAGAACAAUACAUGUGCCAGUUGUGUGCCAACCAUGGCGUGUUCAACCAGCCAAAGAAAGGUCAUAAGCAGAAAUGCCCUCACAGAAACUGCAUCUGCAGUUUAUGUGCUCUAAAUACAAAACGUAGAGCACUGGAUCAGAUUGAACGGCAGCUUAGAAAUGCUUCGAAUGAGGUUCGAGGUGAUACUGUACCUUCAUCAAAUUCUGAUGGUAAGCUUCGUAUUGUUAUUUGGGCUUCCAAAAUGUACUUGGAGAGUUGGCAACAAGCGUUUGACUAUUAUCAAACGAUUUCCACAUUUCAGUCAAGUUUUCGAUAUUAA